CCAUGGCGGCCUCUACAAGCAAUGCGCGGCCCCAACAAAGCGUCGGGAAACGGAAAGGCGGGGACGAGGUCGAGGUGAUGGAAAAUGGCGGACUAAGCCCCCAGUUGUCUGUCCGUCACCUUGACGACGAGGACGACGCAUGCUCUGAGAUCGUACGGAUCGAGCAGGAGGUGAAAGAUGACACUGAAGUCGGCGCUGUGGGAAGAAUCGUGAAAACGAUUCAGUUGAUAAAGGCCUGGGCCUCUGGGCGAUGGCGUGGGACACGUACGUUGCCACAGCGACCAGACUCCUUCCUAGAACGCGUUGCUAUGGGAGGGGCUAACGAGUCGCGGUCUCACACGCCGGAGAGACGCACCAGAAAAAUAUCGGACAUAAAAUACUGGACCGGGUUUGUCGUCGAUCCGACGGACACGUUUUAUUACCGUUGGUUGCUCUUCGUGUCCUGUGCCGUGAUGUAUAACGUGCUCUUAAUCGUUGCCCGGAGCGUCUUCUGGGAGCUCCAGGAAAAUUACCUGGCACUGUGGCUCACCCUCGACUAUAUCAGCGACAUUAUCUACCUUUGCGACAUGUUUGUGUCGUCUAGAACAGGAUACCUUGAAGAAGGACUUCUAGUAACCAAUCCAUUAAAACUUCGGAGAAACUACUUCAAGAGCACAAACUUUAAACUUGACAUUAUCAGCAUCUUUCCUACGGAUAUCUUCUACGUCCUGACGGGUGUAGAUACGCCUGAGUUGCGAUUAAAUAGGAUUGUUAAGUUCGGUCGCCUUUUAGAAUUCUUCGACAGGACAGCAACGCGAACGAACUUCACGAACAUAUUUAGAAUUUUGAAUCUUGUUUUGUACAUAUUGAUUAUCAUUCACUGGAACGCAUGUAUUUAUUUCGCAAUAUCUAAUGCAAUAGGUUUCGGAACUGAUGGCUGGGUGUACGGAAAUCUCAGCAUGUCAGAAAACCAACCAUUGACCAGAAAAUAUAUUUACAGCUUUUACUGGUCCACACUUACGUUAACUACCAUUGGAGAAACUCCCCAACCUGCUAAAGACAUUGAAUACCUCUUUGUUGUUGUGGAUUUUCUUAUUGGUGUGCUCAUCUUCGCUACUAUUGUUGGUAACGUGGGGUCCAUGAUAACAAAUAUGAAUGCAACGAGAGCAGAGUUUCAACAAAAGAUGGACGGUGUAAAACAGUAUAUGGAGUUCAGGAAGGUAUCGAAAGAGUUGGAACAAAGGGUUAUUAAGUGGUUUGAUUACCUUUGGAUAAACAAGCAGUCUCUUAACGAAGAAGAGGUAUUAUCAGCUUUACCCGAUAAAUUGAAAGCAGAAAUCGCAAUUCAUGUGCACUUAGAUACGUUGAAAAGAGUGGCCUUAUUUCAAGACUGCGAACCUGGUUUACUUGUAGAAUUGGUUCUGAAGUUAAAAUUGCAGGUGUUCAGUCCAAUGGAUUACAUUUGCAGGAAAGGUGAUAUAGGAAAAGAAAUGUAUAUUGUCAAACGCGGUCAGUUAGGAGUUGUUUCAGACGAUGGCAAAACGACGUUUGCCACAUUAAGUGAAGGCAGUGUUUUUGGUGAAAUAAGCAUUUUGAAUAUUGCAGGCAAUAAAAACGGAAACAGGCGAACUGCUAACAUUAAAAGUAUAGGUUAUUCUGAUUUGUUUUGUUUGUCUAAAGACGAUCUGUGGGAAGUACUCAUUCAAUACCCCGACGCAAAGAAAAUCCUCAUUGACAAAGGAAAGAAGAUCUUAAAGAAAGACAAUUUGCUUGACGAACAACUUAUGGAGAAAAUUGAACAACAGCAAGAAACGACUGAACAGAAGUUAGAACGAAUAGAAGGCAGUCUUGACACUCUACAAACUCGGUUUGCAAGAUUACUUGCAGAUUUUAACGCAACACAGCUGAAACUUAAGCAACGAAUAACACGUGUGGAGAAAACAGUUCCCGUUAAAGACCUUGAUACGAUGUCAACAGGCUCAUUUUUGGAUACAUGAUCCGGUCACUAAAUGUGAUGUGUUGGGGACGUUUUUCUAUGUGGCUUGAUCACCUUUUGUGAGAAAAAUGAGGACCGCGCGAACGUUUCAUAAGAUAUGAUAAAGAUAUGGAAUUAGAAGUGCAUUAGUGGUUUGUCGAUGAGGAUGAUACACGAGGGUUAUGGAAUAACACAAGCAAUAUGUGCACGUGGAACAAUCUGUUCUGAACGUAAUACUUGUAUUUUGUUCGAUAUUGUAUAUAUUAACGUUUAAUUGAUUUACAACGCGUGAAAUAUACAUAGUGAUAUUGUUUUUUUUCCACAGACAUUUGUGCGUUUAAGGAUUUAGAAAUCAUAAUAAGGGUUUCAUGAAAUUUAAUUUGAUAACUAUUAACAUGAAAUAUUACAUUCGUUAUACAUUUUUGGAAACAAAAUGGCGAUGGGUACACCCGCACACUCAACAACAUGUAUAUACAUUGCGUGAAAGAUUUCUUAUACAAAAACAAUUGAUAUUGUAUUUAGAUUUUUGUUUAUAAACGCAAUAAAUAGCUGUAUAAUUUAUUCGGUAAAUAGAAAACACAAAGAAUAACAUCGCUGACGACAUUAAUACUAUUACUUAAUGGAAAUUUAAAUCGACUGCGAUAUAAAAAAUGGAAUGGAUGGC
This is a messenger RNA of Dreissena polymorpha, 2618 nucleotides long. Its product is annotated as cyclic nucleotide-gated cation channel alpha-3-like. Gene Ontology annotation, molecular function: protein-containing complex binding; intracellularly cAMP-activated cation channel activity; intracellularly cGMP-activated cation channel activity. Gene Ontology annotation, cellular component: intracellular cyclic nucleotide activated cation channel complex; plasma membrane. Bases 3 to 1976 code for a protein of 657 amino acids. The transcript has 4 exons. Gene Ontology annotation, biological process: monoatomic cation transmembrane transport. The record is from RefSeq and is a predicted model, not a curated record. Lineage: Eukaryota; Metazoa; Mollusca; Bivalvia; Myida; Dreissenidae.